AUGACGACGUCCACCCCCAUGUCCUCCAUCUGCCACAUGUCCAUCGAGAUGAACGGUGGCAUGGAAGUCCACGUCGGUGAGACCAAGUUGUGCAUAUUUGAAAACAACCCCAAAACCAUCGGCGCACGCAACCUUAAUGGCCACACCGUCGUCAUGAUCGUCUCCAACCUCGGCGCCAUCGUGACCAACAUCGCGGCAGCCCGCGACUCCUCCCUCAGCCGCGACGUCGAAGACGGCACCCUGCAUGCACGCGAGCAGAUGCAGCAUGUUCUGAAUUGCUAUCGCCAGUACCAAGACCGACUUUUUGGCGCUAACAUCGAGGUUGCCUGUAUCGUUUAUACUUCGGUGUACCGUUCGCCCGCGACCGUCUCGAGAGAUGGGUUGAGUGUCUCCCUGCCGCAUCAGAUGGCUGGCAUUGCCUCUGAGCUGGCCAAGAUUGGGCUUGAGCCGCAGUUCAAGUUUUAUAUGUUUACAGAGUUACGGCGUAGCUCGCGGAGUCGCGGCACUGUGCAUGUCGAUGCGCGCGGGUUUAUCGUGACUGUGUAUCUGGAUGACAAGCCUACCUGUUGCAUCGAGACUGCACGAGCCGCAGCAGAUCGGUUGAGGCCAUAG
Talaromyces rugulosus is the source of this 612-nucleotide messenger RNA. RefSeq lists its product as uncharacterized. Bases 1 to 612 code for a protein of 203 amino acids. Lineage: Eukaryota; Fungi; Ascomycota; Eurotiomycetes; Eurotiales; Trichocomaceae. The transcript has a single exon. The record is from RefSeq and is a predicted model, not a curated record.